Molecule: messenger RNA, 687 nt
Organism: Styela clava
Lineage: Eukaryota; Metazoa; Chordata; Ascidiacea; Stolidobranchia; Styelidae
Source: RefSeq, a predicted model, not a curated record
AAAAUCGAACCGAACUCACAAAAUCACAGAAGUCAAAUGAAAAAAUGGAUUCCCGCAAAGAAGAAAAGAAAUUGGUAUACCAUAAACCAGACAAAGGAAAAUCAAAUUCUGGAAUACCAGUUGGGCGAUAUAAAGAAAAAAUCAACAAUCGCCUUCAAAUGCCGAAACCGAAUUACGGCAGUCGGCGAAAAGAAAUCAAAACCUCAACAAAACACGAGGAUGAAGACGAAGAAGAAAUAAGGGAGGAAAUAGAAAUUGACUGUUCCGCGAACGAGGAAAGCCCUCCACUUUGGGAUUUUUCUCUUACUGCAUUAGAAAAAACAAAACCAAAAAGGCAAAAAGCUACGUUCGAGCCAUACGUGACAAAACUACCAAGAUUAAACAGAAAAUUGGAUUUCUACAAAAGAAAUUGGACAAACGGUCAUUAUGGAAUAAGUUCCAACUUGGAGACGAGACUUGGCAUGCCUGUCAAAAGACAGAAAGGAAAACCAUUCGUCAAUCGCAUGGAAUUUCUACCAAGACAAAUCCCAUACUUUGGCAACAAACGUAAGGCGGAUAAGUUAAAGGAACAAAGUGAAGAUGGCGGAUACAAAUAUAAACCACCAUGGAACUUUUCGACAGACGUGAACGUAGACUAAAUUUUUUUCUUGUAUUUUAUGUAUUGAAAAUAAAUUUUUUCAUAAUUUU